Molecule: messenger RNA, 440 nt
Organism: Leguminivora glycinivorella
Lineage: Eukaryota; Metazoa; Arthropoda; Insecta; Lepidoptera; Tortricidae
Product: glycine-rich cell wall structural protein-like
Exons: 5
Coding region: 130-330 (66 amino acids)
Source: RefSeq, a predicted model, not a curated record
CACACAGUGUCAUUUCAGGCGAUUAUUAUGUGAUCACAAUUAUCUCGAUGCGUUGCAGUGGGUAUAAAAAGGCCUGAUGCAGUUUUAUGGUAAAUAUAUUAAUAUUCGCAUUGACUGAAAACAGGCAUCAUGUUCAAGAGCUUCUUCAUUUUGUUCGUUGUUGUGCUUCUUAUUGCCGGCGGCCUUGCCGAGGAUCAACAGGGUGGUGGUGGUGGAAGCGGAUUGGGAGGUGUAGGCGGCAGCUUCGGUGGCGGAUUUAGCGGCGGCUUUGGUGGUAGCGCCGGCGGCGGCGCGGGCGCAGGCUCUGGUGGUGCUCAAGGAUUAAAAUGAUGCUGUGCUCUGGCCCUCUAAAACACAAGUUAUUAACCACUACCUUCUGUAAUUAUGUAGUAAAAAAAUGUUAACUAACACAGUGUCCAAAAUAAAUAUGAAAUAAAAGA